AGUUCAGUUCUUGUGACAGUUCAGAUCUAUUUAGAAGAAUGGCAGAAACCGCUCCAGCUCCAGCUGCUCCACCGGCCAAAGCGCCCAAGAAGAAAACUGCAGCCAAGGCGAAGAAAACGGGUCCGAGCGUGAGCGAGCUCGUCGUCAAAGCUGUGACAGCCUCCAAGGAGAGAAGCGGCGUCUCCCUCGCUGCCCUGAAGAAAGCGCUCGCCGCCGCCGGCUACGACGUGGAGAAGAACAACUCCCGCGUCAAGAUCGCCAUUAAGGGUUUGGUGACUAAAGGCACCUUGGUUCAGACUAAAGGCACCGGCGCGUCUGGCUCAUUCAAGCUGAACAAGAAGCAAGCAGAGACCAAGAAGGCCGCUCCUAAAGCAAAGAAACCCGCAGCCAAAAAGCCCGCAGCUGCCAAGAAGCCCAAGGCUGCAGCAGCAAAGAAGACCGCCGCAAAGAAAUCUCCGAAGAAGGCGAAGAAGCCCGCUGCCACAGCCGCUAAGAAGGCGACAAAGAGCCCCAAGAAGGCAACCAAGAGCCCCAAGAAGAAGCGCAAGAGGUCCAGGAAGGAGAGCUACGCCAUCUACGUGUACAAAGUCCUGAAGCAGGUUCAUCCCGACACCGGCAUUUCUUCAAAAGCGAUGGGCAUCAUGAACUCUUUCGUCAACGACAUCUUUGAGCGCAUCGCCGGUGAGUCUUCUCGUCUCGCUCACUACAACAAGCGCUCCACCAUCACCUCGAGAGAGAUCCAGACCGCCGUGCGUCUCCUGCUGCCCGGUGAACUCGCCAAACACGCCGUGUCUGAGGGAACAAAGGUCGUCACCAAAUACACGAGCUCCAAGUAAAGCCGAGAGUACCCAAUCUGAACCCAAAGGCUCUUUUAAGAGCCACCCACCGUUUCCAGAAAAGAGCUUCUAA
Messenger RNA from Paramisgurnus dabryanus, 909 nucleotides. The record is from RefSeq and is a predicted model, not a curated record. NCBI's taxonomy places the organism in Eukaryota, Metazoa, Chordata, Actinopteri, Cypriniformes, Cobitidae.